AUGGCUGUUGCCAAGAGCAACAGCAGUCAUGAACCUUGUACAGCAUACAAUUGUUACAAAGUAGCAGGCUUGAGUGAGACCAUAUUAGACACAAGUCAAGUCUCUAAUUUAAAAGAUCGGUACGUCCUCGGCGAGCAAUUGGGUUGGGGGCAGUUUGGUGUCAUAAGGGCAUGUUCUGACAAGUUAACAGGAGAGGUUUUGGCCUGCAAAUCAAUUGCUAAAGAUAGGUUGGUUACUUCGGAUGAUUUAAGGAGUGUCAAACUUGAGAUAGAGAUAAUGGCUAGGCUGUCUGGGCAUCCCAAUGUUGUGGAUCUCAAAGCUGUUUAUGAAGAGGAAGGUUUUGUUCACUUGGUGAUGGAGCUAUGUGCUGGAGGAGAGCUUUUUCACCGAUUAGAGAAGCACGGAUGGUUUUCAGAAUCAGAAGCCAGGGUUCUCUUUAGGCACCUUAUGCAGGUGGUUUUGUAUUGUCAUGAAAACGGGGUUGUUCAUAGAGAUUUGAAGCCCGAGAACAUUCUCUUAGCAACAAGAUCCUCUUCAUCUCCUAUUAAAUUGGCAGAUUUUGGACUAGCAACCUACAUCAAGCCUGGUCAAAGUUUGCACGGUUUAGUUGGGAGUCCAUUCUACAUAGCCCCAGAGGUAUUAGCUGGUGCAUAUAACCAGGCUGCUGAUGUGUGGAGUGCAGGUGUAAUUCUUUACAUUCUGUUGAGUGGGACGCCUCCGUUUUGGGGGAAGACUAAAUCACGGAUUUUUGAGGCUGUCAAAGCUGCUUCCCUGAAGUUUCCAUCGGAACCUUGGGAUCGAAUUUCUGAAUCAGCUAAGGAUUUGAUCAGGGGAAUGCUUUGCACAGACCCUUCUCGUAGACUCACUGCCCUAGAGGUUUUAGAUCAUUGUUGGAUGGAAAGCAACCAAACAAAUCCAGAACAACUACGUGAAAAUCAAAUCGAAAGUUGCCAAGAAUGGGAUGUUGGUGGCAGCUCAUUCUCUGCUUCUUUCAUGCCCAGGAAUCAGGACAUCAGCUUUGGCGCCACCGGCUCACCUACUUGUGAUGCUCAAUCACCUACUUUCACAUGCAGAUCGUCGUUUUCUUCUUUUCUGGAAGAAUCAGUUUCACCAUGUCUACUCUCUGGUGGCUUUUCAUUCAAGAGUGUAGGUGAUUCCUCUGGUUUGGAAUUCUCUUCUCCCAUUCCCUCGAUGCUUAGCUUUUCAUUCCUCAGCCCCUCUCCCGUUGUUGAACACAAGAGUUGUAAAUUAGAGUGUCCAGCUAACAUAUCAGGUGUAAAUGCAAUUACUGGAGAAUCUAACAUGGGAAAGAUACUUUUACUUCAAGAUUCUCAACUUUGCAUUGAACAUAAUAUUAAAGAAACGAAUCGCAAGACUGUAGACGCUAAAAGGUCAAGUGGAAUGAAUGGACACAAGGUACUGGGAAUCCACAGUAAGAGAAACAGGACAAUUGGACUUGGUGAGUGUGAGCAACUUGACCUUGUGGUGACUGAAUCAGUCAUCCGGUGGUCAUCAUGCACUCAAGUACCUACAUCUUUGAGAUCAUCUCUUGUUUGCUAA
Molecule: messenger RNA, 1560 nt
Organism: Sphenostylis stenocarpa
Lineage: Eukaryota; Viridiplantae; Streptophyta; Magnoliopsida; Fabales; Fabaceae
Source: the annotation of a GenBank genome assembly